AUGAGGUGUAGCACAGGGCUCGUGGGGCCCCUGCAGGUACAGGUAGUUGUAACAGAUUCAAGUCAGACCCCCCCACCCCCCACCCCCGGCCUCCGGCCCAGCACAAAGCCAGUGGAAUCGUUCCGGACACUACCCAUCCUCAGAGCCGGAGAUGCCGAUCCCAGAGAGCACGGAGGCAAACCACGCUCGGCACCCCUGGGGGCUUCUCGGCGAUGGGCGGGGGAGUUAGGGGCCCCGGGUGAGCCCCGGCCGCGCUGCGGCCCGCCCCACAGGGAGCUCAGGCCCCCAGGACGUAGCCGGGAAGAGGGGCUUCGGGAGCCCUGGGCGGGCCCGCCGUCGUGCUGGCACGGGGCGCCCUUUGCAGGGACGAGCCUCUGCCCCCUGGCGCCGGCCGGGCCUCGGGCGCACGGUGACCCCACUGCCCGCCGCCAGCCCUGGCCCGCGGCCCCAGCUCCCGGGCGCGCAGCCCAUCACGCGGCGAAGCGAUGCCCUCCAGCCCCGCGGCCCCGCGGUCAUUGGUCGACGGCUCGCGACCCGAGCGCCCCCAUUGGCUGCGGGGGGCGUUCACGUGAAAGGGGUUCCGGGAUGGCUUCCCCGGCGGGGCGAGGUGCUGGAAAGUUAAAGGGAGCGGCGCGGCGGCGGGGAGCCCGAGUCCGUGCCCGGCCCCGGGAGGAGCGAGCCGCCUGCCCUCGCGCACCGACCGCCGCGUCCGGCCGCCGAGGGCGCGCACCUGCGGCGCUGAGUCCCGGCCCCGCGGUCGCCGCUGCCCCCUCCCCCCCCCCGCGCGGAUGCUGCCGCGGGCCGGCGCGUCGGCACUUCCAGCUGCUCAGCUGCACCAGGUACGUCGGGCCCCGGUGCGGGCAGAGAACCCGCGGCGAGGGGCGCGCCGGGGACGCCUUCUUGGCUUCCUGCCACCUGCACCUUCACUGUCCCGCUUGCAGCCACGCUCCGGGGGUGAACAGUCUAGACGGGCUGGAGGAGGCUGUUGCUCCCAGGUGGGACGUGCCGCCCGGGAACCAGAGGUGGGAUGGAGCGGGGCCGGAGCCGCGAGUCCACCCAGGUGCUUCCAGCCCGGGAGCCGACAUUCCCGGAGGGUGUCACCGAAGCCGGGCGGUGGGGGACCAGGAAGAGGAGCCGCGUCUCCCCCCCCCCCAUCCCCCCCCCGGCUUCCCUGUAGUACGCGAGGAAACACACUUGGGAGCCUCUCGGGCCGCCGAGCGCGAUGGGACACGGAGCCCGCCCCGGUGCGCGGCCCCGGGCACGGUCCCCGGUCACGAUCCCCGCCCCCGGCAGGAUCCCCGGGUCACGAUCCCCGCCCCGGCAGGAUACCCGGGUCACGAUCCCCGCCCCCGGGCACGGUCCCCGGUCACGAUCCCCGCCCCCGGCAGGAUCCCCCGGGUCACGAUCCCCGCCCCCGGGCGGGUCCCCCGGUCACCAUCCCCGCCCCCGGCAGGAUCCCCGGGUCACGAUCCCCGCCCCCGGCAGGGUCCCCGGUCACGAUCCCCGCCCCCGGCAGGAUCCCCGGGUCACGAUCCCCGCCCCCGGCAGGAUCCCCGUUCACGAUCUCCGCCCCGGCAGGAUCCCCGGUCACGAUCCCCGCCCCCGGCAGGAUCCCCGGUCACGAUCCCCGCCCCCGGCAGGGUCCCCCGGUCACGAUCCCCGCCCCCCGGCAGGAUCCCCGGUCACGAUCCCCGCCCCCGGGCAGGAUCCCCGGUCACGAUCCCCGCCCCCGGGCAGGAUCCCCGGUCACGAUCCCCGCCCCGGCAGGAUCCCCGGUCACGAUCCCCGCCCCCGGGCAGGAUCCCCGGUCACGAUCCCCGCCCCCGGCAGGGGCUGCCCCGGGCCUGCGGGGCCGAAGCUGCCGCGCGGGGACGCUCGCGCCGCGCGGCUCCCACCGGGGUGGCCCCGCCGCCCCGCCCAGGGGUGAUAACUCGGGCUCCUCCUCCUCGUCGUCCUCCUCCCCCUGCGGGUCAUAUCUCCGGGAACCCAGCGCGGGCCCUGCCUCCCGGACACACGACGCUCACGUAG
Molecule: messenger RNA, 2028 nt
Organism: Canis lupus familiaris (dog)
Lineage: Eukaryota; Metazoa; Chordata; Mammalia; Carnivora; Canidae
Product: basic proline-rich protein-like
Exons: 3
Coding region: 1-2028 (675 amino acids)
Source: RefSeq, a predicted model, not a curated record